CAGCAGCAGCAGCAGCAUCAGGACCGGACUGGAGGAGAGCGGGCAGCAGCAGAGAUCACACACCAGCUUCCACAACUGGAGGUCUGCUGCUCCUCAGCGUGGCGGCCAUGGAGGACACUCUCACCUGCAGCCAUGCCACCUUCUCCCAGGUGUUCGGACGCCAGGGACAGCUCAUGCAAGCCACCGUUCAGUCUCUGAACAGCCUGAACGACCAGAUCGCUCAGUUCAUGGUGACCCGACCCUGCAGCCUGGCGGACGAGGAGGAGGAGGCCUUCAUGCCGGGGGAGAGGGGCACCUUGAGGAAGUCCAUGACCCUGAUGAGGCACCUGCUCGUGGACGCUCAGGGGAAAAUCCUUAAAAUGAUGGAAGACAACAAACAGCUGGCACAGAGGAUUGAUGGGGCCAUCCAGUCCGCCAGCCAGGAAGUGACCAACCUCCGCUCCGAGCUCUCCGCCACCAGCCGCAGACUGGCAGAGCUGGGGGCCAGCAGCCCCCCUGCCCUGGAGAACCACCUCCAGCACAACCACCACGAUGACAGCCUGCACUACCGGGAGCCGUCCGUGCACCACAGGCAGAAGACGGUGGUGACAGACAUGUGCUACACAACAGAGAUAUCCAGCAUGAUGGACUUUGGCACUCCCGACUGCUCGCUCGGCAAAGUGCUGCUGCGUGAAGAGGUGGUCCAGCUCCAAGAGGAGGUCCACCUGCUGAGGCAAAUGAAGGACAUGCUGAGCAAAGACCUGGAGGAGACCCAGGGAGGCUGCUCCGCCAACCUGCUCUCUGCCACCGAGCUGCGGGUGCAGCUGGGCGACAAGGAGCAGGAGCUGGACCGCGCCAAGGAGGCCUUACAAGCGAUGAAAGCCGACCGCAAGCGUCUAAAAGUGGAGAAGGCAGACCUGGUGAGUCAGAUGCAGCAGCUCUACACGACGCUGGAGAGCCGGGAGGAGCAGCUGCGGGAGUUCAUACGCAACUACGACCAGCACCGGAAGGAGAGCGAGGAUGCAGUGAAGGUUCUGGCGAAGGAGAAGGACCUGCUGGAGAGGGAGAAGUGGGACCUGAGGAGGCAGACCAAAGAAGCCACGGAGCAGGCCAACGUCCUGCGCUCGCAGAUGGACAUGAAGGAGAACCGCAUCAAGGAGCUGGAGGCCGAGCUCACCAUGGCGAAACAGUCUCUGGCCACUCUGACGAAGGACGUGCCGAAGCGCCACUCGGUGGCCGUGCCCACGGAGCCGGUGGUGAACGGCAGUCAGGAGUGGGUGAUGCAGGCCGACCUGCCGCUCACCGCCGCCAUCCGCCAGAGCCAGCAGACCCUUUACCACGGCCACGCCACGGACCGGCAGGCGGUGGUCAGGAUCAGCCCCUGCCACUCCCGACAGCCCUCCGUCAUCUCGGACGCCUCCGCGGCCGACGGCGACCGCUCGUCCACGCCCAGCGACAUCAACUCCCCCCGUCACCGGACGCACUCCCUCUGCAAUUCCAUGGAGGACCUGGAGGACCAGAAGCGUAAGAAGAAGAAGGAGAAGAUGACUCUGGGGUCGCUGUCGCGAGUGUUCGCUCGGGGCAAGCAGCGCAAGUCCCUGGACCCCGGCCUGUUUGAUGACUCUGACAGCCUCACACAGCAGAGCCUGUCUGACGGAGAGGAGCAGCUGGACCGCCUCCAGCAGGCCGAGCUCACUCGGAACACGUGCAUGUCCCUGUGGAGGGCAGGUGCAGUCCAGGCCUGGCUGGAGGUUGUCAUGGGAAUGCCCAUGUACAUCCGGGCCUGCUCUGAAAACGUCAAAAGUGGAAAGGUGCUGCUGGGCCUGACCGAUGAAGACCUGGAACUGGGUUUGGGGAUCACCAAUCCAAUUCACCGAAGGAAAGUCAGACUGGCCAUUGAGGACUACAGGAGAGCUGAGGGGGAGCAGGGCCUGUCUAAAGCGUCGGAGCUGGACCACCACUGGGUGUCCACGUCGUGGCUGAGCGACGUGGGCCUUCCUCAGUACUCCCAGACCUUUCAGACUCAUCUAGUGGACGGACGCGUGCUGAACUCUCUGAGCCGCAGGGACCUGGAGAGGUUCCUCAACAUCAGCGACCAGUUCCACCAGACCAGCCUGCUGCUGGCCAUCCAGCUGCUGCAGAUGCUCAGCUUCGAUAAAGAGGCUCUGCAGGCCCGGAGGACUAAAUGUGAAAACCUGAACUGCGACCCGGUGGUGUGGACGUGCCACAGGGUGAUGAAGUGGGUCAGAGAGAUCGACCUUAAGGAGUUUGCAGACAACCUUCAGGGUAAGGGCGUGCACGGCGCCCUGAUGGCUCUGGACCAGUCGUUUGACACCGACGCCCUGGCCAAAGCUCUGGGGAUCCCCAGCAACAAGCACAUGCUGCACCGGCAUCUGUACGAGGAGAUGAGGACGCUCGCCGUCCCUCUCAGUAAUGUGGAGCUCGGCUCGGAGCUGACUGGAUCUUCCUCACCAGUGGCUGUGAAUCGCUUCACUGAGGAUCGAGUGUCAGUCAGGAGAUCAGGAAAGAGUCCCCUGCGGCUCCGUGCGAACAGCCACUCUGUGGAGCGAGCGCUGGCCUACCACGGCAGCUGUGGCUCGCUGCCCAGAGAGGCCCGGGUCCAGGCCGUCCCCCGGGCCAAGGGCAGCCCCAUGCACACCUACAAGAGCGUGGAGAUCACCAACGUCUGAGGCGUCCAGCGCUCCGCUUCCGUCCACAUCCUUACUGUUAUUACUGUGCCGAGGCGGAGCUGCAGUUCACUGUGACUUUACAGGAACAAAAAAAGUUCAGUUUACCGAGAUGGAGCGAUUGUAAAUACAACCCAAAUCCCCAAAAAUGUUGGGACAGUGUGUUAAAUGUAUAUAAAAACAUCUUUAACGUGUAAAAUCGGUCUAUAUUUCAACAUAAACAACAUGUAAAAUGUUGAACCUGAGACAUUUUACAGUUUAAUGAAAAAACAAAUUAGCUUAUUUAAUAUAAAACGAAACAUCUCAGAAAAGUUGGGACAGGGCCUUGUGUAGCAGUGUUCCUCUGCUUAACAUCACACUGUGAGUAUUUGAAGGCUUGGUGAAUUCCCACAGUGCAAUUCAUCAUGUUACAUGAAAGGUAAACUUUACAUAUUGUCAAGAUCACAUAUGACCCACCUGCAGAGGUUUCAUCUUUUUUUUUUUUUCCAAAACUAUUUAUUGAAAUGCCUGUAUUAUACAUACACAUGGAAUUAAAACAAAUCCUUACAAUGCAAAAUCAGUCUUCUCCGGAUAUCUGGAUGAAUUUUAGCUAGUUUGGCUUUUGAAAGUGAAUGCAAUGCAGAACCUUUCAUUGUAUGAGCUCAUGUCUGGUGCAGGGAGAUGAGACAUGAUUGAGAAUAUCCUCCCUAGUUGUGUCUGUAAGAGAGGUGCCAAGGUCCUCUUUCCAUUGUGACCCAAGGACAUCCAUUUUCUGGGGGUUUAUCUCAACAAUAACUUAAUAAAUCCGUGAAACUAUUCCCUUUGUAUCAGCAUCAAGAGACAACAACGUGUCAACUGGACCAGCUGUCGGCAUAUUGGGAAAAGAGUGAUAUUGUUCUCUAACAAAAUUCCUCAGCUGCAACUAUUGAAAGAAGUCAGGAUGGAGUAGCUUGUAUUCAGAAACCAGCUGUUCAUCAAAGGAUGCAAAUAUCCAAUCGACAAACAGAUUUCCAUACCAGGCACGGAAGGCCUUGUCAGUCAUAGCUGGUGUAAAGAGAGGAUCAGGCGCCAUUACUGAGGGGCUUUUUAGACCAAAAUGCUUCCUGAAUUGUAACCACAUUUUGAAGUGUAUUGGAAGAUACUGGAUUUGUUGAACUGCUAACAGAGUCUUGAAUAGCAGAGGAAACUAGAGUGAGUAUUAAAGUUAUAGGACUCCAUUGUGACCCAAUCUGGCGCCUCACCUUCAGCGCAACCCUGGACCCAAAACAAGACUUUCUGAAUAUUACCUCCCCAGCAGUAAUGCAUAAGAUUAGGCAGUCCUCCCUCUCCCUUUUUCCUCUCCAGAAAGAGGUUUCAUCUUUCGAACAUGAGUCUCAGUCUCACCACACAUUUCACUCCAUUUUAAGCACAGAUCGUGUCUCAUAAAUCUAAUAUUUUAUCUUUUAGCAGCUAAUUUCAAAUUUUACAGCAGUGAAACAUCCAAAUGCGGUCGGUACAGGGCCUUGUUUACUAUCUGACUGUUAAACAUGUGAGGAGUGAAGAGGAACCAGCUGCUGGAGUUUAGGGAGAGGAUGGUUCCUGAUGCUCCAAAUGUUUUCUAUCUCUCUUCAUUACUUUUGAAAACACAAUGUUAUAGAGAUUCAAAGAGAAUUUUAUAUCCCUCUAAUUCUGCCUCAGGUGACUUCAGAUGAGCUCUGGAACAGUGUGAGGGAAGGUUCUUGUCUGUAUAUAUUUAGUUUUGUAUUAUGACCAAAUAUCCUGAUUCAUUCUCAGUUUUCAGAGACAAAUGUAGAGAAAUACACUUAAAUGUAUGAUGUAUAGUUAGAUGUUAUUUAAAGAAAACAAGAAAAGUAUAAGUCAAUAUUUUAGUAACUCAGAUAAGACCUAAUGGCAGUUUGUUCAUCAAAAACAUGUUUGGAGAAUAACAUUUACAUUAUUUUCCUUCAUUGAGGAUAAAGAUUGUACUAGUGUGUAUUUUUACUCAUCUUAUUAUAAUAAUGUCAUGUUACUUGCUUUCUAUAUCAUUGAUUGAUACAUUGGGCCUGAAGGCCUGAAAAUCAUUAUCAUCCAGUUUUAACCUUCAGCUUCAUCCUUCUCACACACACACACACACACACACACACACACACACACACACACACACACACACACUCCUGGUUUUAUCUGUCUUCAUUCUAAAGACAUUCUAAAUGGUGCCAUCUCUCUUUUUAAUGUAGUCUUCCUGUCUGAAAAGCUCCUUUUAUGCAGUCAUGUCACUGAAAUUAGCUGUUAAAGCUGUUUUUCAUACUUUUCCAGGUUUGUUUUGCCUCGUCUCAACUUCUCUGAGAUGUUUUGCUGCCAUCAGAUUCAAAAUGAGCAAAUAUCUUCUGUGAAAUACUGAAAUAUCUCAGUUUCAACAUCCUGAUGAGUUGCGCUGGCAAUUAAAUAUAUGUAUAUGGAAUAUGUCAGUCCUUUAUUUCUCUUUUUAUUUACUUUUAACACAGUGUUCCCACUUUUUUGGAUUUGGGGUUGAACAGUUAUUCAAACUGUUUUGUUUGUUUUCUAACUGAAUCUUCUGUUGCCAUCUAAACACUGGAGCGAAGGUUUAAGCCCUCCUGGGUCCGGACGUCUUCUGAUGCCUUAAAUGAAAACUGGGGUGAAUAUUUUCCGCUCAAUUCAUGUUUCUCUUGUUGCACAUUUUCAUCCAGAUGCACAGUGGAUCAAAAGUCUUGCUCAAAGACACUUUGGCUCGCAGACAGCCAGAGAUCUAAAGACCACGGUGAGGAGUAGGAGGCUUGAAUCUACGGUCACUGAAUUAUCUCCUCAAGAUUGUGAUCAGUUCACCGUUUGUUAGAGAUCAGGAUCAGAUGGAAAUGGUGUGUGUGUGUGUGUGUGUGUGUGUGUGUGUGUGUGUGUGUGUGUGUGUGUGUGUGUGUGUGUGUGUGUGUGUGUGUAUGUGUGUGUGUGUGUGUGUGUGUGUGUGUGUGUGUCAGUGCAGGGUGGGCUUUGUCUGAGGGUCAGCAGGAUGCUUUUUAUUUCCUUUUCAUUUUUUGAAAAGAACCGGUGUUUUAAAGAAGCAAGCUGAGGGUGAAACCAUUAUUUAUUUUAUGUACAAAAAAUGCACAACAAGACCAAUUUUUUACUUCUUAACUUCAAAAUGCUAAAAUUAGCUUAAUUGCAAAUUUAUAAAUAUAGAAAUGCAACAAUGGUGAAAGACUUAAAUUAAACUGAAAGC
Salarias fasciatus (jewelled blenny) is the source of this 5859-nucleotide messenger RNA. It is a transcript of the gene kaznb, whose product is annotated as kazrin, periplakin interacting protein b. The coding region runs from base 108 to 2669 and encodes 853 amino acids. Gene Ontology annotation, molecular function: protein binding. The transcript is spliced from 18 exons. Lineage: Eukaryota; Metazoa; Chordata; Actinopteri; Blenniiformes; Blenniidae. The record is from RefSeq and is a predicted model, not a curated record.